AUGUCAAGCCUGCAUGGUGCUUGUCAAUCCACGCCGGAUAACGGUCGCGCGGAGUCAUUGCAUGCCUUGAAGCGGUCACAUGUCCUCCAAGUCCGGCGCGCUCAGCAUACUCACGCGAUCCUGACCGAACUUGCGGAGCUCGUGGGCGCGCAUGCGCCCAUAACGUCGAUAGCGUCGACCGAGAGCAGACUUGAAAAGACGCUCACCCUGCCCGACAAGCGCGAGGUCAACAAGCGUGGCGCGUUCAUUGCGUCAGGUUGA
This is a messenger RNA of Laetiporus sulphureus 93-53, 261 nucleotides long. RefSeq lists its product as uncharacterized. The transcript has 3 exons. The coding region runs from base 1 to 261 and encodes 86 amino acids. The record is from RefSeq and is a predicted model, not a curated record. NCBI's taxonomy places the organism in Eukaryota, Fungi, Basidiomycota, Agaricomycetes, Polyporales, Laetiporaceae.